GCAACAUAGUGAAGCAGUUCAAGACAGAUUUUCGUGUGCAGUUAACCGACUCAGCAAUCAAGCCCACAUACCGAAUAUUGCGAUGCGAUACUCAAUAAGUGAUAGCCAGUGAUAGGAAAUUGAGACAAACGCCAGAAAAAAAGUGUUAACUGAGCAACCGUGAUUGUGAGCUGUGAAAGAACCAAAUGCAAAAGUAAACUUAGCUGAAAUACAUAGCAUGUGGCUGGCUUACCCUCGGGCCGGCUCAUUAGUGAAUGUGUGUGUGUGUGUGUUUGUGUUUUAAGACAUGUGUGACUAGAAGUUGGAGCAAUUAGGAGCAGCACUAAAAGCGCGUUCAAAUGCGACAAACAUUUUCGCGGAAAUGUGGCACAGCGGAAAACCUAACGAGCAGGAGCAAGUCAAAGUAAACGACACCACAACUUUGCUAGCAACAUAAGACCAAUCACUUGGCAACAUGUUGCUAAGCAAUCGCACCAGCAACAUUUCAAAAUUAUUGCUGAGCUAUGACAACAUUCUCACAUUAACUUCGGCCGCGUUUAGUCGUGUUCGUAUGUCUGUCGGUUACGCAUCUGUAUCUGUGGGAUGCGCGUCGCGUUCGUCUGUUGCGGCAACGAUAAUAGAAUGACUUACUGAAUUCCUAUAACCAAACGAUUAGCCAAAGAUAUAUUAAGUUAAAUGUAAACAAAACGAAAUGCAACAGUUUGUGAAUAUGUCAUCGAAAAAUAAUCAAAAAUAAUAACAUGUUUAAGAAGUUUUACACAUAACAUCAUAUUAGUCUUGGACUUAAGAAAACAUUGCCUGAAUUAUAUUAUGAGCUUAAUGUGGAAAUUAAUAAUUGAGUAAAUUAGUAGAAAUACAUAGUAAAUAUGCUCUAUACAAAAUCAUCGAAUAAUUAAUUAAACAUUUUUGGUGACUAGUGAAAUAACGUGUGCAUACUCGUGAAAUCUGGCAAGCAACGUGCCAAAUUAAUAUACUUGCUCACUAGCGACCCGCUGCAAAUCCGCACAGCUCAAUUAAUUUCAAACUUAAUUAAUGUCAGGGAGUAAGUGCUGGGUAGCACGCGAGGCGAACGCUUACAAAGUGUCCAAAAAGAGCGACCCGCUGACAAUGUGGCAGACACUAUCAACGCCAUCCGCAUCGCUCACUCUUCUCUCUACCGUAAUAACGCAUAUGUCAAGCUGUAAGGGAGAGCGUGAGCUCAGGCGUCGCAUCUGGUCAAAACAUCGUCCACACAUUAGUAUCAACAACGCGGAAAUGCAAAGGCGUAGUGAGAGUCUCGACAACACUUCCAAAAUGUUCUCAUCAAAAUCAGCAGACAGUACCACGAGAAUAACAUCAACGACAAUGCCAGCGACAGUAGGAAUAAACAUCACGCGUAGGUGUUCGUGUCACAGUUUAAGGCCCAACAACAGCAAUACCACCAGUAAAAUCAGCAUCCUGCACUGUGUACUGCUGUUGUGCAUUUUAUGCGAUGCCGCACAGGCGACGCUGCGCAAUGUCAACCUGCUUGUAGAACCACCGGCGGUUCGGCGUGGCCAGUCAGUGGUGCUACGCUGUGAAUAUCAGCUGGAUGGUGCGCCGCUUUAUUCGAUUAAGUUCUAUCGCGGACAAUUGGAGUUUUAUCGUUUCACCCCGGGCGAAUAUCCGCACACAAAGGUUUUUCAAUACCCCGGAAUUAAAGUGGAUGAAAGCAGCUCUAAUGCCACCCUGGUCCACAUACGCAAUGUGAGUUUCGGCCUUUCUGGUAAUUUCAGCUGCGAAGUAACUGCCGAUGCGCCGCUUUAUUCAACUGCUACAGCGUAUGCGCAAAUGCAAGUUGUGGAAUUUCCCGAAAAACGACCUCAACUAUUUACGGAAAUCACACGAUACGAACCGGGCGAUGUACUGCGAGCAAAUUGCAGUACCCCACCAUCAAGACCCCGGGCUGAGCUCCGUUUUACCAUUAACCAUAUGCCGGUGAGCACAGAGGAAACACAAUACAUUCGCACUGUUGACAACCUUAUAGCAUCCAGGCUGAGUCUCAAACUACAAUUGCAGGCGGUGCACUUUGUGGCCACUGCCACCACCACAAACAGCAAUGGAAAUAUCAAUGGCAACACUCAUGGGCGGGCAGCUAAUGUGCACAUGACAAAUGCAUUGGUCAAUGGCAAAGGUGGACUCAUGCUACGCUGCACGGCUCAAAUUGGUGAUUUAUAUCAGGAGUAUAAGGAAAUCGAAUUGGGCUCGCCACAAAAGGAUCCGGUGCCCGCCAGAGUUACACUCUCAUCCGACUCUGGAUUGCGUAAUUUCUUCGAAACCUACAUCUAUAACUCAGCCGCUGGUAGAACUGAUGUUGUUGGCAGUGUUCUCUUGGGCUAUCUAAUCGUCUUGUUUUGGAUUAUAAGAAUCGGAAGUUAAGCACAAAAUCGAUUACCAACUAGCCACUAUUGCAUAAAGUACAGCUUGAGCAUGAAAUGUGUAUAGCAUAGAUAAUGGCUUAGACAAGAACCUACUUACAUUUUAGCUUAGCUCCCCAAAAACUGCAGAUACUCGUAUAUUCAUAUAACUUCUAUAUAACUAUAUAAAUAACGCAUUUCAUGUUGUAUGCAUUAAAAUAAAUUUAAACGAUUCUGUAAAUAUUUGUUCUAUUAAAUAAGCCAUUGCACGUACGUUAGAGUGAAAAUACACCCACAAGGAGACUUGGACAGACAGACAGACAGAUAUGGAUAAUUGUUAAUUAAUGGAUUAUUUAAUGAUGCAUUAAAUAUCGCAUAAAUUAUUGGUUCCAUUGCAUUUUACUCCAUGAAAAGCAUAAAAAGCUGCAAUAACACUUUGAAUAUCAACGUUAAGCAUAAGUAAUUAAUUUAAUGAAAACCAAUACAAAACAAAUACAAAUUUAAAAACUGUUAAACUAAGAAAAUGAAUUUGAAAUAAAACAGCAUAAAUAUCCGAUAAACAUUGUG
Molecule: messenger RNA, 2942 nt
Organism: Drosophila nasuta
Lineage: Eukaryota; Metazoa; Arthropoda; Insecta; Diptera; Drosophilidae
Gene: beat-IIb
Product: beaten path IIb
Exons: 7
Coding region: 1033-2397 (454 amino acids)
Source: RefSeq, a predicted model, not a curated record